AGACAUGCAAUUUUAAAUGACGGCUUGCUAUUUCUAUUGUCAAUUGAACUUCCUUUUACGUCGUGCUUCACACAAGCAAGCAUCUAGGAAAUAGGAGCUAGGCUCUCCAUUUUUUGAUGAUUUGUGAGGAUGAUGGAUAGCUACCUAAUAGUUAAUAGAAUAUAAUUUAUGCUUUUGAGAACAACGAAAAAAUCGCAACAUUUGAAGGCUGCUGCAUUUAAAGGCAGACGGCGACUUUCCCCUACUGUCAAAUUGGUACGUAUUUCAGGCUGCUCCGAUUGAGAGAGAGUCUACUGUAUAUGUACAUAUGUCAUAUGUACAUAUGACAAACAUGUGUUUAUAUUCGUGGUAAGUGAAAAAUAGAAGUCUAAAUUUUCAAUGAACUGUCAUAUUCAAGAGAAUAGAGAGUGGGUCUUCUACUCAAACACAAAUUUUAAUAUCGUUUAAUUCUCUGGAUAGUUUAAUUUGAAAUAAUCUAUUUUUAUGUAUUAUUUUCUAGAAACUAAAAAUUUGAAAAAUGCCUCAGAAUGAAUAUAUUGAGCGACAUGCCAAAUUGCACGGUCGUCGGUUGGAUUAUGAGGAGAGAAAACGGAAGAAGGAAGCUCGUGAACCCAAAAGACGUGCUAAGAAAGCCAAAAUGCUGAGAGGCAUUAAAGCAAAGUUAUUUAAUAAGGAACGCCGAAAUGAAAAAAUUCAUGUGAAGAAGAAAAUUCAAGCUCAUGAAGAAAAGAAGGUACAGAAACAUGCAGACCAAGUAAAAAGUGGAGCUCAUCCCCAAUAUUUACUCGAUCGUGGAAAUCAAUCUACUGCCAAGGUGUUAUCCAAUAUGAUAAAACAAAAACGAAAGGAAAAAGCUGGAAAAUGGGAUGUUCCCAUACCUAAAGUUCGUGCUCAGAGUAAUGCUGAAGUUUUCAAAGUACUGAAAUCUGGAAAGACAAAAAGGAAAGCUUGGAAGAGAAUGGUGACAAAGGCAACUUUUGUAGCUGAAGAUUUUACACGGAAACCACCAAAAUUCGAGAGAUUCAUUAGACCAAUGGCAUUGAGAUUUAAGAAAGCUCAUGUGACACACCCGGAACUUAAAGCCACAUUUUACCUACCAAUUAUUGGCGUAAAGAAAAAUCCAAGCUCGCCAAUGUUUACGAGCUUAGGAGUAAUCACUAAAGGAACGGUGAUUGAAGUUAACAUUUCGGAACUUGGCCUUGUUACGCAGACAGGAAAAGUUGUAUGGGGAAAAUAUGCACAAGUUACAAACAAUCCGGAGAACGAUGGAUGUAUUAAUGCUAUAUUAUUAGUGUAAAUUCUGAUAUCAAACUUCAGCUUUAAUAAAUUUGGGGAAAAAAAUAUUGCAUUUUACUAAUGAUUGAAUAAAAAAUUGUAAUACAGUAGACUUUCUCUCAAUCGGGAAUAUGGGGCAAAAUGUCAUCCGGUUUAGCGAUAGAAUUGAGCGUCAAAGCCUUUGUAAAUUCCACAAAAAGCGCUCAAUUAUAAAGAAUCACGAUAAAAUAGGAAGAACUACAGCGAAUUUGAGCAAAUUAGCUUCAUAAUUAAACGUGAAAAUUGUCAACAAAAUUUGUCGCCCGAUUGAGAAAGAGCCGAUUGAGCGAGAGUCUACUGUAUUUAUUAUGAAUAUUUAUUAUUUUUAUUCAAUUUUUAUUUUCUUACAGAUGCAAAUCUUCGUGAAAACACGGGAAAAACAAUCACCUUCGAGGUGGAGCCUUCUGAUACCAUCGAAAAUGUUAAAGCUAAGAUUCAGG
Phlebotomus papatasi is the source of this 1754-nucleotide messenger RNA. It is a transcript of the gene Ip259, whose product is annotated as ribosome biogenesis protein NSA2 homolog. Bases 518 to 1297 code for a protein of 259 amino acids. Gene Ontology annotation, cellular component: nucleolus; preribosome, large subunit precursor. The transcript is spliced from 2 exons. Gene Ontology annotation, biological process: maturation of LSU-rRNA; maturation of 5.8S rRNA. Lineage: Eukaryota; Metazoa; Arthropoda; Insecta; Diptera; Psychodidae. The record is from RefSeq and is a predicted model, not a curated record.